GUUGAAUUGAAGAGGUUCAACCGUAAAGUCUGUGACCGCAAGCAGGAGCAGGGGCCACCAAUUCGCAAGGGCAGGGUUGAAAAAGCGGACAUACUGGACUUGAUUCUGUCUGAUCCGCAACUUAAUUGAACCUGGGACUUUGGAUGUGGCUAUAGAGGUCUUGGGGGCAUUAAUUUCUAGAAUAAAGUCGAAUAAAGUAGGAGGCACGUACAUUGGAUUUAAUAUAUAUAUAUAAUUAGGCACAAAAAACCCCACUUAAGUUAACAAAAGUAGUCUAGAAGAACACUUUAUUAGACAUAGGGCCUAAAUCAAUUGCAUUGAGAAAACUAUAAGGAAGUUGACAGUUUCAGUUUCACUAAUGAGGCUGGGCUGAAUGAUAGCCUAUAGCAUAUUUCCAUUUGCAACUCAAAAUAGGCCUAAUACAUAAUGGAAUAAACAAACAUUUAUAUUGCUUGCUGAUUUUGAUUACUAUUACGAUUGGUGGUGACUCAUGAAGACUAUUUUACAGCUCAAGGAUCUUGUGUAACAUCGGGCGCUGCAGUGGGAAGGAAAUAAAUAAAUACAGUAGAUGUUUUAUAUGCACCUGGACCAAAGAACAUUAUCAAAGGUAAGCAAUAUACCAAGUGUUAUAUAGCCUAAUGUCUCAAAUACAUUAUUAAAAUGUAUGUUUUACAGUAAUUAGAAAUGGUUUAUAUAGGAAAACAUCAAAUAGGCCAACCUAAAGUAUUCUACCUCGUUAAACAAUCACAACAGUCCCUCCUUUUAAUUUCUUCAACAGGUGCAACUGCUGCCCAGAAUAUUUAACAGCAUUGUCACUCUUUCCCCUUAAUCCUGUUUGAAUUAGAAAAAGUGCAUCACACCUAUCCUCCAAGUUGCACACCCUACACACAAAGACACAAAACAUUAGAGGAGGCAUGUAGAGAUAUAGGCCCCUAUCAAAUACAUUAUGUAUGCAUUACAUUCCAUCAACUCCAAAAGUCCCAAACCAUGUCCUAUCUCUACCUCAAACAAACACUAUGUGGACCAUCACCGGACAGAUCUGAUCAACAGAGUGAGCCAGGUGGAACCCAUCUUGGAUAGACUCCUGGAGAGGGGAAUCAUCACCACAUAUGCCUACAGUGACGUGAGGGCUAACAGAACCAACUAGAAAAGGAUGAGGGAGCUCUUCGAUGGCCCUGUGAAAGCAUAUGGGCCCAAAGGCAAAGAUAUGUUCUUAGAUAUCCUGAUGGAUCUGGAGCCAUUCCUAAUCAGUGACCUGAAGGGGGAAUACUGGGGAUAG
Coregonus sp. 'balchen' is the source of this 1279-nucleotide messenger RNA. Lineage: Eukaryota; Metazoa; Chordata; Actinopteri; Salmoniformes; Salmonidae. The record is from the annotation of a GenBank genome assembly.